CAUGACUGACUGCAGGAUGUGUGACAACAACACGAUUGGUGGUCUUUACUUUAGGCUAGUUUCCUUGAUUGUUUCUGAGUGUUGGUUGAAGGCCUUAAAGUUGUCUAUCUAUUCCUGAGAAUACGAUUUAAGUUCUUUCUGUUGGUUGUCCUUUUGUUGGCUGUAAACUACAAUGCUGCCUUCCAUGAGUCCAGGUCGGGGUCGAGGUAUGACGGUAGAUGUUUCUUACGAUUCUGACAAAUCUCAGCGUCAUUCUGAGCUCAGUUCAACAUCCAGUGACGAGUCACCGGUGAACCCAACAGCAAGCUUUGCCUCCUAUGAUUCAAGCAAUGGUCUGAACAGUCCACACAUAGCAUAUGGAAUGGAACCUCCGAGCCCACCCACUGCACAACAGCAAUGGCAGCAGCAGCACAGUCUCCUGCCUCAGCAGCAGCAUUUACAGUCCCAGCAGCAGCAUUUACACUUUCAGCAGCACUUUCAACAGCAGCAAGCCUUCAUAAUGUUUCAACAACAGCAGCAGCAACAACAGCAGCAGCAGCAGCAACAACAGCAACAACAACAGCAGCAGCAGCAAAUUUGUGAAGACAUUGGUAACAAACAACAGCAGCACAAUCAGGUAACCCCUAACAACGUUUCACAUCCACAACAAAUUCGUAUUUUGAAGCGACCACCACAACAGUCACAACAGCAACAAAAACCACAACAGCUACAUCCGCCACAACAACCGAAUCAACAACAACAACAGCAACAACAGCAACAACAACCACAACAGCUACAGCAACCACAGCAGCGACAACAGCCACAUCAACAACACUACAGCAGCUACAUCAGCCAUUGCAACAACCACAACAACAGCAGCUAA
Molecule: messenger RNA, 862 nt
Organism: Asterias rubens (European starfish)
Lineage: Eukaryota; Metazoa; Echinodermata; Asteroidea; Forcipulatida; Asteriidae
Product: GATA zinc finger domain-containing protein 10-like
Exons: 4
Coding region: 173-862 (229 amino acids)
Source: RefSeq, a predicted model, not a curated record